CGGAGACCCGCUGUCCCCUGCAGGCUCACAGGGGCCCCGCUGCCUCCCUCCGUUGGUGAAUGUCCCAGAGCGGGCCGGAGUGGGCAACAUGGAGGGGGAGCCCUCCCAGCCUUCCAACAGCAGCCGGCCCCCAUGCCAGAAUGGGAGUGAUGCCGAGGCCAACACUGCUGCAAACCUCACCUUCUCCUCCUACUACCAGCACUCCUCCCUGGUGGCUGCCGUGUUCAUUGUGGCCUACGCGCUCAUCUUCCUCCUCUGCAUGGUGGGCAACACCCUGGUCUGCUUCAUUGUGCUCAAGAACCGGCACAUGUGCACCGUCACCAACAUGUUUAUCCUCAACCUGGCCGUCAGCGACCUGCUGGUGGGCAUUUUCUGCAUGCCCACCACCCUCGUGGACAACCUCAUCACUGGGUGGCCCUUCGACAAUGCCACAUGCAAGAUGAGCGGCUUGGUGCAGGGCAUGUCCGUGUCAGCUUCUGUUUUCACACUGGUGGCCAUUGCCGUGGAAAGGUUUCGCUGCAUCGUGCACCCUUUCCGCGAGAAGCUGACCCUGCGGAAGGCGCUGGUCACCAUCGCGGUCAUCUGGGCCCUGGCCCUGCUCAUCAUGUGCCCCUCGGCCGUCACGCUGACCGUCACGCGCGAGGAGCACCACUUCAUGGUGGACGCCCGCAACCGCUCUUACCCGCUCUACUCGUGCUGGGAGGCCUGGCCCGAGAAGGGCAUGCGCAGGGUCUACACGGCCGUGCUCUUCUCGCACAUCUACCUGGCGCCGCUGGCGCUGAUCGUGGUCAUGUACGCGCGCAUCGCCCGCAAGCUGUGCAAGGCCCCGGGGCCCGCGCGCACCGGCGAGGAGGCGGCCGGGGAGGGCGGCCGCGGCGCCCGGCGCAGGGCCCGGGUGGUGCACAUGCUGGUCAUGGUGGCGCUGUUCUUCACGCUGUCCUGGCUGCCUCUCUGGGCCCUGCUGCUGCUCAUCGACUACGGGCAGCUGAGCGAGCCGCAGCUGCACCUGGUCACCGUCUACGCCUUCCCCUUAGCCCACUGGCUGGCCUUCUUCAACAGCAGCGCCAACCCCAUCAUCUACGGCUACUUCAACGAGAACUUCCGCCGCGGCUUCCAGGCCGCCUUCCGCGCCCAGCUCUGCCCGCCGCCGUGGGGGAGCCACCGGGAGGCUCCCAGCGGGCUCCUGCGCACGCAGGUCUUCGUGGAGGUGCAGCCCAGCGACUCGGGCCUAACCUCCGAGUCGGGCUCGAGCAGCGGGGCCCCCAGGCCCGGCCGCCUCCAGCUGCACAGUGGCCACGUGCCCCCCCCUGGCUUGGCCGCCAAGGGUCCCGGCUUUUCCCAUACACCCCUCACCAUACCAGCCUGGGGCGUUUGA
Messenger RNA from Lagenorhynchus albirostris (white-beaked dolphin), 1375 nucleotides. RefSeq names its product neuropeptide FF receptor 1 (gene NPFFR1). Gene Ontology annotation, cellular component: membrane. Gene Ontology annotation, molecular function: neuropeptide receptor activity; peptide binding. The record is from RefSeq and is a predicted model, not a curated record. Gene Ontology annotation, biological process: G protein-coupled receptor signaling pathway. NCBI's taxonomy places the organism in Eukaryota, Metazoa, Chordata, Mammalia, Artiodactyla, Delphinidae.